Penicillium alfredii is the source of this 2679-nucleotide messenger RNA. RefSeq names its product putative APSES transcription factor (MbpA). Gene Ontology annotation, cellular component: MBF transcription complex; SBF transcription complex. Lineage: Eukaryota; Fungi; Ascomycota; Eurotiomycetes; Eurotiales; Aspergillaceae. The coding region runs from base 1 to 2679 and encodes 892 amino acids. The record is from RefSeq and is a predicted model, not a curated record. The transcript is spliced from 4 exons. Gene Ontology annotation, molecular function: DNA binding; protein binding; transcription coactivator activity.
AUGGUUCUUGGCUUUACCGUGGUCCCCCUGUCUGAGGGUUACGCGCCUCCUUUCGCGUCAUCACGCCUGACCUCCCGGUAUCUUUCCGCCCCAACCUCCCCCACCAGCAUGUCCUACUCGCAGAGCAGCACGGGCUCAACAAACGGGAUGGCCUACAACAUCCUAAACGCCUCCCAAUCCCUCUCUUCCACGCCUCGCGCCACUUCUCCGCCCCCGAAAGGUUCCCAACUGUCUUCAUUCAUUCCGAGUGGCCUUCCUCGAAGCAGCUUGGGAGGCCUGGAUGGCUCCAAUGAUUAUGGAACGACGUCGCACCAGGAUGAUUACAAGCCACAAAUCUACCGAGCUGUUUACUCUAAUGUCUCGGUGUAUGAGAUGGAAGUCAAUGGGGUCGCAGUGAUGAAGCGUCGGUCCGAUUCGUGGCUGAAUGCUACCCAGAUCUUGAAAGUCGCUGGCGUCGUCAAGGCCAGAAGAACCAAAACCCUCGAAAAAGAAAUCGCCGCCGGAGAGCAUGAAAAGGUCCAAGGCGGUUAUGGCAAAUACCAAGGGACAUGGGUGAACUACAACAGAGGAAUCGAUCUGUGUCGCGAGUACCACGUGGAGGAAAUGCUGCGACCAUUGUUGGAGUAUGAUAUGAGCCCCGACGGUUCGGGUGGUUUCGCCCAGGGAACCAUUGAUACGCCUACAAAGGAGCAGGCGAUGGCAGCACAGCGCAAACGGCUCUACAGUGGCUCGGAGAAUCGCAGCACGUCUCAACCACAGCAAGGGACGUUUUUCCAGAACAUCUCGCGCACCGCGGCGACGGCUGUCAAUGCUAUCAGCAAAGCUCGGUUCGAUUCUCCGAGUGCGAAUAGUCGUCGACCCAGCGUGAUUCGCAAACCAUCCCAGCAGAUGAGCAGCCAGGAGUCCCAAAUGCCAUUCAGCAGUCAGCAAAGCAUGUACAGUGUGUCCGACAGUGGGUUUGCCAGUCUACAGAAUAGGUACCAGACACAAGACGACCACGACGACCUCGCGGAACCCCCACGCAAGCGCUUCCGCUCUGCCUCAAACCAAGGCCACCCUCUUGGAUUACCCCGAGAGCCAUCGAACUUGUCAAUGCAUGAGCCUACGCCGACAGAACCCAACGAAUCCUUCUACCAAGACAUUGAUCUCCCCCCACCACCUAUGGAUGACGAUCAGAAGCGUGGUGUGGAGGCUCUUGCUCCUGCCUCACAUCCAGAAAGAUUCCAGAAGAUGAAGCUGAUCAUGACGCUCUUCCUGGAUAAGCGAACCAAGGACUUCACUACCCACCCAGCCCUGAUGCAGCUAAGUGGCGAAGACCUGGAGAUUCCUUUGGAUGAGUACCGAAAUAACGCCCUGCAUUGGGCUGCGAUGCUUGCGCGCAUGCCCCUCGUCAAUGCGCUGGUUGCCAAGGGUGUCAGUAUCUCUCGAGUCAAUGGUGCUGGAGAGACAGCAUUGCAAAAGUCGGUAGGGACCCGCAAUAACCUUGACUACCGAAGCUUUCCUCGCUUGCUCCAGGUGCUUGCCCCUACCAUCGACAUGGUUGACUACAGCGGACGAACCAUUCUACACCACGUCGCCGUGAUGGCGGCCACUGGUGGUGGAGGCCAUGUGUCUGCGAAACAUUACCUGGAAGCCCUGCUGGAAUUCAUUGUACGUCAUGGCGGCAUUGUGCCGGCCGUAAAUGGCGAUCAGACACAGAAUGGAUCACCCGGCAGUGAUGUCAUCUCUCUGGGACGGUUCAUCUCAGAGAUUGUCAAUCUUCGUGAUGAUCAGGGCGACACGGCCCUUAACCUGGCGGGGCGGGCACGCUCGGUCCUGGUCCCGCAGCUGCUGGAAGUGGGCGCCGAUCCACACAUUCCCAACCACACCGGACUUCGGCCUGCAGAUUAUGGGGUUGGUGUCGAUAUGGUGGAUGGUAAUUCACAGUCCCAGCAAGCUGGCGACCGAAGUGACACGUUUAUUGAUCAGCUGGCCAAGUCAAAAAAAGAGAUCCUCGAAGCGACAAUGAAUCAAAUCAGCUCCAUGGUUGAGGAAGCGCUAGGGGGUAUCGAUCGGGAACUGGCUUCAAGCCUAUCACAAAAGCAAGAAUCGUUCAAUCACUGGCAUGCAAAGAUCCGCGAAUCUGCCAAGGCUCGACAGAUCGAGCAGAAACAGCUGGAUGAGCUGAAGCGGAGGGGCUCAGAUCGAGUGGAAAUUGACCGACGGAUCAAGAAUCUCGAACGGUCUUCUGAGGGCUUGUUGGUGACACUAAAGGAUACACCAGGCUUCGGCCUGACCAACACGUUUGUUGUCGGUGAUGCAGACCAGGAUUCUGGUGUUGAUGCCGCGGCGUUUGAGACCUUAUUUUCGGAGAAGUUUGACCCUGCUUCCGGCUUUUCGGAACAACAGAUUGCCUUCUUGGCCGCGCUGCCAGCCUCGAAUCUGCUCAAACAUCGAGCCCAACGCUAUACAGAGUUCAACGCUGGACUCCUGGCCGAGGUUGAUGGAUUGAAAGCGAAGAACGCAGUUCUGGGGCAAAACUACCGCCGCAUGGUGAUGGCAUGCACGGGCUGGACCGCAGAGCAGGUCGAUGAAGCUGCAGAUGGCCUGACGCAAUGCGUCAAAGAUUUGAACGAUAAUCCUGUUCCUGAAGACGAGGCGAUUGAGAUUCUGAUGCGGGAUCGUGGGCAGGACUGGUAG